AAGACCUCCGCUCUUCCACCUCAGAGUUGAGAGCCACGAUCCGGCAGGACAUCCAGGCACUGAGAGCUGACAUGCAGGGCCUGACAGACGUGGUGAGCCAUGUGGAGGCAACCUGUGACAGCCUGAGAGCGGCCCAGAACUGGCAGAGGCUGCAGACACCUGCUUUGAACAG
Pelobates cultripes (western spadefoot toad) is the source of this 172-nucleotide messenger RNA. The record is from the annotation of a GenBank genome assembly. Lineage: Eukaryota; Metazoa; Chordata; Amphibia; Anura; Pelobatidae.